AUGAACUUCACAAAGAGGAACACUCAGAAGUAUAACUUCAAGGACCCGGAUUUGACAAAUUUAAGGAAGCUAGGAUCUUUGGUAGUUAGUCCGGACGACUUCCGAAAACGCUACGGGAAUUUGCUCAGCAUCCUCAAGACAAACGUUGAAGAGGGGAUCCUUAAUACCUUGGUCCAGUUCUAUGACCCUCUCUAUCACUGUUUCACGUUCCCAGAUUACCAGCUUGUCCCCACUUUGGAAGAAUACUCCUACCUAGUCGGCUUACCGGUGUCUGACAAGUUACCUUUCAGUGGCCUCGAACCAACUCCUAAACCUUUAACUAUCGCCGCAGCCCUCCACCUCAAAACUUCCGACAUAAUCAGUAACCUUACUACCAAAGGAGGCUUCCAAGGCCUAACUCCCAGUUUCCUCUACCAAAAAGCCUACACCUUUGCCGAAGCCACCAGUACCGGUGCCUUCGAAGCCACCCUUGCCCUACUCAUCUAUGGCCUUAUACUCUUCCCUAACAUCGACGAUUUCAUCGACAUUAACACAAUCCAAAUUUUCAUAUCCGGAAACCCUGUCCCCACCUUACUUGCAGACACCUACCAUUCCAUUCACCACAGAACACAAAAGAAAUGCGGAGUUAUCACUUGUUGUGCACCUUUGCUAUACAAGUGGUUUACUUUACAUUUACCCCAAACCCACCUUUUCAAGACUAAUCCAAAGAAAACCCGUUGGCCUCAGAGAAUCAUGUCCCUCACUCCAAUUGAUAUCCUUUGGUACCAACCAGCUAGUGACAUUGGAGUAAUCAUCGACAGUUGUGGAGAGUUUCCCAAUGUACCCCUCAUCAGUACACGUGGGGGAAUCACUUACAACCCCACUCUUGCCAGACGCCAGUUUGGAUACCCCAUGAAGGAAAAACCUAACAACCUCUCCUUAACCGGUGAAUUCUACCUCAACCACGAGGACCAUGCAGGCAUGAGAUUGAGAUUUGUGCGAGCCUGGCACACUGUUCGUAGGCUUGAUAGGAAUCAGUUAGGAAGAAGGACGGGUUUUGUACAUGGAUCCUAUACUCAGUGGGUCAUCGACAGAGCUUCGAUUCUUGGUUUACCCUACCCCCUACCCAGGCACGUAUCCUCAACCGUUCCAUCACCAUCCUUACCUGUGCCCUUUGAUAACAAAGAGGAAUGCAAUGAGCAGUUGAUUCAAAUGCGGCUUGAAAGGGAUACUUGGAAGAAAAAAUACCAGGAGCUCGAGCGUGAGAAUGAGACCUUGAAGGGAAAGCUGGCACAGAAAGAUCAUGAGCUUUUCGUUCAGAAUCAGAGGAUAAUUGAGAAAGAUGACUUACUCCGUCGAAAGGACGCUUUGCUCAGACAGGAUUCCAAGAGGAGGAGGAGGUUUAUGGAUUCGCUCUCUAGUGCACAUCCGGAUUUCGAGGAUCCAUCUACUCCGGGAGUUUGA
This is a messenger RNA of Glycine soja, 1443 nucleotides long. RefSeq lists its product as uncharacterized. The record is from RefSeq and is a predicted model, not a curated record. NCBI's taxonomy places the organism in Eukaryota, Viridiplantae, Streptophyta, Magnoliopsida, Fabales, Fabaceae. The coding region runs from base 1 to 1443 and encodes 480 amino acids. The transcript has a single exon.